Messenger RNA from Cydia amplana, 1692 nucleotides. RefSeq names its product gastrula zinc finger protein XlCGF57.1-like. Bases 1 to 1692 code for a protein of 563 amino acids. Gene Ontology annotation, molecular function: DNA-binding transcription factor activity; RNA polymerase II cis-regulatory region sequence-specific DNA binding. Lineage: Eukaryota; Metazoa; Arthropoda; Insecta; Lepidoptera; Tortricidae. Gene Ontology annotation, biological process: regulation of transcription by RNA polymerase II. The record is from RefSeq and is a predicted model, not a curated record. The transcript has 4 exons.
AUGUUACAGUAUGAUGAUUGUUUGGACCAGCUGCCUGAAGGUGGCGCGUGCAGCGAGCCUUCUUUAUCUUCAGACGAGGAGUCUCCGGUGCCGCCGUGUGAAGACGGCGCGCGAGACCAACAUCUGUUACUGAGUUCAGCCGACGAGUACGGAGUGAGCGCGGCGCCUCUGUCCACGCGCGCCCGGCAGCAGCUCGCGCUGGCGUGCUCCGUGCGGCUCGAGCGCCUCCAGUUCCCCAUUAACACCACCGCCGAAGAGCAAGCCUGUACGGCCGAUACUGGUUCCACAGACUUCACACACGACUCUAGUUUAAUCACACAUAAAAAUGUCGUUUACACACAAGAAACGAAUCAGAACGCCUACUGUUGCGACAUGUGUAGUGAGCAAUUUACGUCAAAACUUACUUUAAUCCGACAUAUCAGAACGCAUGCACUCGUGGAACCUUAUACCUGUGGAGUUUGUAAAGAACUAUUUGUAAGUAGCUCAUUAUUGAGUAAGCAUUUAAGAUUUCACUCGGCAGAGAGACCGUACGUUUGUAGAGAAUGCAACAAGCGAUUUGCAACAAAACUCACUUUCUAUCAACAUAGAAGAACGCACACUGGAGUGAAACCAUACAGAUGUAAUGAAUGUAACAAGCAAUUCGCACAAAGAUGGGCUUUGUUGGUCCAUGCAAGGACUCACAGUGGAGUGAAACCAUACAAAUGUACGGAAUGCAACACGAAAUUUGCACAUAAGGAUACAUUAAAUAGACAUAUAAGAAGUCACAGUGGAAGGAAAUAUAACUGUGAGCAUUGUAACAAGAAAUUUACACAUCCAGUGAAUUUACAAAAUCACCUGAGAAUUCACAUUGGAAAUACGUUUGUCUGUGACCAAUGUAACAAGCGAUUCAUUGCCAAACAUCACUUAAUAAGACAUAUAAAAAUUCAUGCCCCCGAAAAACGAGAAAAACUAUACGCGUGUCAAGAAUGUCCCAAGAAAUAUAUUCGUAAAGAUAGUUUAGAUGUACAUUGUAAGACAAACCAUGUUGGACGGAAACCGUUUAGAUGUACAGUGUGCAACAAGCAAUUCGCUUUUAAAAGUUAUUUAUUGAGUCAUGAAAUCGUCCAUAGAGAAGACAAACCAUACAAAUGUAAAACAUGUAAUAAACAAUUCACACAAAGAGGUUCUUUAGAUUACCACGAAAGAGUCCAUAGUGGCGUGAAACCAUACAAAUGUAAAAAGUGUAACAAGCAAUUCUUACAAAAAUACUCUUUAGUUGACCAUGAAAGAAUUCACACUGGAGAAAAACCUUUUAGUUGUAGUGAAUGUGACAAACGAUUUGCACGGAAAAGUAGUAUAGCUGGUCAUGUAAAAACUAAACACGGCAAUACAAAAAACAAGAUACAACUCGCACAGAAAGAAAACUUUGUUUGUUAUGAACGACACCCCGAAGAACAACCAUUCAGAUGCAAUGAACAAAACCAGCAAUUAAGCCAAAAAAAUAGUUUAGAAACACAUACAAGUCACACCGGAGAAAAACCGUACACCUGUGAAGAAUGUAAGAAUCAGUUUGCAUUAAAAUUUGAAUUAGAGAGACAUAAAAAAAUACAUACCGAUGAGCAAUCAUACGAAUGCGAAAUAUGUGAAACAAUUUUUUUCGAUGAAAUAAGUUUAAUGAAACAUGUAGAAACACAUAAAUCCAGGAUACUAUAA